This is a messenger RNA of Phalacrocorax carbo (great cormorant), 3596 nucleotides long. NCBI's taxonomy places the organism in Eukaryota, Metazoa, Chordata, Aves, Suliformes, Phalacrocoracidae. The record is from RefSeq and is a predicted model, not a curated record.
GAGGAGCAGGAAGCGGCCUCGAAGGCGGCCGCCGCCUUCCUGCCGCCGCCAGCGGGGCGCCCCGAGCCCUCGAGGCUGCGUCAGGACCCCGGGGCCGCCACACUUCCUCCCCGGGGGCCGCUUCCGCCCGCCGCCCGCCUCCCCGGCCGCCGCCGCACCGGGGCUCUGGGGCGCCCGCGCCCCGCUCGGGCCAUGGGCAGGAUCUGACCCCGCCGCCGGGGGGGUCCGCGCCGCCUCCAUGUCGCUGGCGCUGAAGGCCCGGCAGAAGGCGAGGCGCAAGGGCGGCGGCAAGGAGCGGGUUUUCGGCUGCGACCUCCUGGAGCAUCUCCAGCAGUCGGGGCAGGACGUGCCCCAGGUGCUGAGGAGCUGCACCGAGUUUGUGGAGCAGCACGGGGUGGUGGACGGCAUCUACCGCCUCUCGGGCGUCUCCUCCAACAUCCAGCGGCUGCGGCAGGAGUUCGACAGCGACCGCUGCCCCGACCUGCAGAAGGACGUCUACCUGCAGGACAUCCACUGUGUCAGCUCCCUCUGCAAGGCGUAUUUCCGCGAGCUCCCCAACCCCCUCCUCACGUACCAGCUCUAUGACAAAUUUGCCGAUGCGGUGGCCAUCCAGAUGGAAGAGGCUCGUCUGGUGAAGAUCAAGGAGGUGCUGAAGGAGCUGCCGGUGCCCCACUAUAGGACCCUGGAGUUCCUGAUGAGGCACCUCCUGCACAUGGCGUCCUACAGCAGCCAGACCAACAUGCACGCCAGGAACCUGGCCAUCGUCUGGGCGCCCAACCUGCUGCGGUCGAAGGACAUCGAGGCGACGGGGUUCAACGGCACGGCGGCGUUCAUGGAGGUGCGCGUCCAGUCCAUCGUGGUGGAGUUCAUCCUCACCCACGUCGAGCAGCUCUUCGGGGACGCUCCUCUCCAUGGUGGCGAGUACCCCCGGCGGUCCCUGCUGCUGGGUGGGGGGGGGACAGGGGACGGGCAGCCCCCGGUCUACCACGUGCCGGCCGCGCUCAGCCAGGGCGAUGGGCCCCCCCCAAUCCGGCCCUACCACACCAUCAUCGAGCUCAGCGACCACAGGAGGAAGGGCUCCCUCAAGGCCAAGAAGUGGAGGUCGAUCUUCAACCUGGGCCGCUCCAGCCACGAGGCCAAGCGCAAGCUGGUGAAGUCAGAGGAGAAAGAUGACAAGUGCGGUAAAAUAAGCUUGCGGCCAGCCAAGAGCAUGGACUCGCUCAGCUCCGUCCCCUUUGCCAGCGACGACGACCCUCAGCUGAACAAGAAACGGGCCGUGAAGCAGCCGCCGCAGCACCGGGAGAGCUUCGACGCCUGCCCCUCGCUGCCGGCACCAGAGAGCUGCCCUGAGCUGGAUGAGAGCCUGGAGGAGAAGCUGAAGGGGAAGGAGGAGCUGUGGGGCCCCGAGUCGGAGGGUGAAAACACCACCAAGUCGGAGCCCACCACCCCCAAAGCCGGCCGGGCCUCGCUGGUGGCCCCCGGCCGCUCGCCCAAGGCCGCCCGCAGCCGUGCCGAGAAGUGCGCGGGGGUCCACAUCUCCGGCCCCUUCUCCGUCACCGUCCCCUUCCACAUCACCUCCAACCUCUCCCGCCUGACGCGGGGGCUGCCAUGCCCGGCGCUGGCCCAGGCGGCUGCGGGCAGAGAGCCGCCCGCCAGCCCCCCGCCGCCCGCCCGCCGCUCCGCCGCGGACCCCGAGGUGCCCGAGCACCGCACCGGUGAGAGGCUGCCGCCGGGACCGGCCGGCGUGGGACCCCCGGGGUGCUCGGGGGGACACCAGGCUCAAUCCCCCCCACCUCCCUCCGCAGGGGAGGGGAAGGCGGACGCGGAGGAGACCCGGCUCUCCCUGGAGCUGCGGGACUCCUUCGCCUUCCUGGACAGCCAGGAGACGUGGCUGGAGGGCAGCGGGGACGGGGAGCCGGUGGCGCGGUCCCUGCUGCCGGACACCGGCCCUGGCGACGGCGAGGGGUUCCCGGCCAUAGAGGAGGGGAUGGAGAGCGUGUUCAUGAACCUAGGGGAGCCCCCCGCGGAGCAGCCCGCCAGCUACCUCUCCAUCGAGGAGUGCAUGGACGAGGAGAUGUUCUACAUGGCCCCCAGCGGCUCCGACGCCGAGGACCGUGCCGGGGACACCGACUCCGACGACAUGUUCCUCAGUGCCCACGACGACCUCAGCCUGCUGGCGGCAUCGCUGGAGCCCCUCAACCAGCCGCUGGGUGAGGGUCCGGCCCCAGGAACCCCAGCACCGGCCCAACCCGGCACCAACGGCACCGCCGUGCCGCAGGACACGUCUCCAGCGCUGGGGCCAGCAGAGCCGUGCCCCACGGAGGAGGAUGUGCCGGGUGAGGGGGAGCACCCGGGGGACCCCAGUGGGGUGCCGGCAGAGCCAGGGCCACCAGGCACCCGCCAGACCCCAGGGGAGGGGGGUGGAGGGGAAGGGGCUGUGGACGGCAGCUCCAGCCCCGGCAGAACUGACUCCAGCACGGAAGCCGGCCUGGGGGACGAGGGAGGAGGAGCUGGGGGCCCCAGGGAAGCAGGGCCGGUUCUCGACCCCAGUGCAUCGGAUGAGGAAGUCAAAGAUGGAGCUGGCUCCGGUGCCCCCACCCCGGAGGAGCCUGGCGAGGGUGAACCCCAGCCUUCACUGGGGUCCCCUCCAGUCGCCCCACCGGAGGAGGCCCCCUGGGAGCCAGCGGAGCCCUCAGUCCCCGAGGCGGACCCUGAGGUGGUCCCUGAGCCGGUCAUACCCCCUGCGGCCAGCGCGGAGGGAACCGGUGCCACCCGUGGCGGCAGCCCCGGAUCUCCCUCGCUCUCCGCCUCGGCGCCGGAGCUGCGCAGCACACCCGCCGAGGUGCCGGAGCCGAGCCAGGCCGAGACCCCUGGGGAAGCGGGGCGCUCCGAGCCCGUGGCCGUGCUGCGCCGCGAUGGCAGCGCCCCGGUGCGCCUGGCCGCCCGCACCGUCAGGGUGCAGCAGGCCCGCUCGGUCCCCGUCGUGCCCCCCAAACCCCAGUUCGCCAAAAUCCCCCCAGCCCUGCAGCCCUGGAUGCCCCCGGCCGAGGCCGCGUCCCCGGCCACGGAGGGGGACGCCGCCGCCGCCACGGCGCCGCCCUGGCACCUCCCCAGCCCCUCGGCGCCGGAGGGGCCUCCCCUGCAAUCCGGGGGCGGCGGGGCGGCGGCGGGGACGAGGCGAGCGGGCUGGCGGGAGGGCGGCAGCAUCUCCUUCGACGCGGCGGUGGCCAUGGCCGCCGAGCAGCAGCCGAGCCAGGUGCCGAUGAGGAGGAUCCAGACGUACGGCGGAGGGGAGCUGGCGCCCGCCGCCCCCAAAGCCCUGCCCUUCCAGAAGGCGCCCCUGAGGCCGCGGCUGCUGCGGCCCCUCAGCUGCGCGGCGGCCCCCGAGGGCGAGGCGCCGGGGAGGAGCCGGCUGAGCCUGACCCGGCCGGCAGCACAGGCCGAGGAGGCGGCGUUGCCCCUGCCGCGGCGGCCGGUGGGCACCGAGGGGGCGGCGGGCGAGCGCUGAGCUCCGGGGACGCGCGGCCGGGGCUGGAGGACAUUCGUGCUCCUGCGUGGGAGACGCUGGCGUCAAUAAAGGCCCUGGGCUUUGUGUA